AUGAUCGAGUUGCCGCGGGAAUCCACGGACAUCUCCAGUGCCUUCGUCGCUCUGUCGCGCAAGUCCGCGCUCGCGCAUCGGACGCCCUUUCUGCCGCCCGUGCAGCAUCACGCUGUUCCCUUUUCUCACGAAUGGGCCUCCGUCGUCAUCAUUCGCGACCCCGCCAAGCGCGCGCAUGCCGCUGCAAUGAGCAGCAGCCCCAGCAUGACUGCGAGGCCGAGGAAGCCCUUCAACACGAAGACGAGCGCCAGCGUCGCCCCUAGGCAGAACGCGAAGUCGAGCGGCGCCGCGAGCAAGAGCAAGACACUGCGCGCAAGGCCUUCCUCGAGCUCGAGAUCGAGCAUGCAACAUCCGAGCGGCAGCAGCGCAAACAUCGGGCACGGGAAGCAGGAGAGCACAGCGCGCGAGAUCUCGGGUCGCAAGCGGCUCGGCCGGCUAAGGCGGCAGGAGGAGCACCGACGGCUCAAGCAGUAG
This is a messenger RNA of Schizophyllum commune H4-8, 474 nucleotides long. RefSeq lists its product as uncharacterized. The record is from RefSeq and is a predicted model, not a curated record. NCBI's taxonomy places the organism in Eukaryota, Fungi, Basidiomycota, Agaricomycetes, Agaricales, Schizophyllaceae. Bases 1 to 474 code for a protein of 157 amino acids. The transcript has a single exon.